AGAAAAUAUUAGACAUGGAAAGUGCCGAAAUAUUUAUGAAAAAUGCAGAGCCUUAUGUGCAAAUUGGUCUGAGUUAUGUAGAAUGGGCACGUGUCUCGGUGAACAACUGGUGUAAAGGACACGAGGCAUGGCAGAUUAUCCUCUAUACAGCUGCUAUCACUAUUGUCCUUAACUGGAUACAUGGGUUCCUUUUCCAGCCCCAGAAAUUGAGUGUAAGGAUUCGGAAAAGUUUCUUCAAGUUUGUUCGAAAACUUCCCAUUAUUCGUGACAAGGUGCAAGAGGAGAUUGAAAAGACUACAAAAGGGAUUGAAAAUGGUUUCAAUAAGGAUGCGGGUGGCAUGCCCUAUAUAAAGAAACUACCUCCGAAGGGAUUAUCUCAUGAUGAAGUUAUGAAGGAGAUUGUCAAAUACAAAAAUAUGGGUGCGCUUGAUUGGUCAAAGGGUGUCUGUUCUGGUACUGUGUACAGUGGAGACAAAGACCUCACUGAACUCAUGUGUAAGGUAUAUGGUGAGUUUGCCUGGUCCAACCCUCUCCAUCCAGAUGUCUUCCCAGAUAUUCGUAAGAUGGAGGCUGAAGUCGCAGCAAUGUCCUGUGCUGCAUUCAAUGGAGGACCAGAAGCCGGUGGCACAAUGACAUCAGGUGGAACAGAAAGUAUUAUGCUGGCAGUAAAGGCUUAUAGAGAAAGGGCUUACGAUAGAGGAAUCAAACACCCUGAGAUCAUCGCACCCAUUACAGCCCAUGCUGCCUUCAAUAAAUCAGCAGAACUGUUUGGAAUGAUCCUCACUAGCGUACCAGUGGACCCCAAGACCUACAAGGUUGACAUGCGUGCCAUGAAACGAGCCAUAUCAAGAAACACUUGCAUGUUGGUUGGAUCUUCUCCUCAGUUUCCGCAUGGUGUUAUAGACCCAAUUGAAGAGAUAGCUGCAUUAGGACUGAAAUAUGAUAUUCCUGUCCAUGUAGAUGCCUGUCUAGGAGGGUUCCUCAUUCCAUUCAUGGAAAAAGCAGGCUUCCCACUCCCUUUAUUUGACUUCAGAGUUCCUGGGGUCACCAGUAUUUCAGCAGACACACAUAAAUAUGGUUUUGCUCCAAAGGGUUCUUCUGUAGUAUUGUACAAUGAUAAAUCCAUGAGGAAAUAUCAAUUCUUUGUCUACACAGACUGGCCUGGUGGUAUAUAUGCAUCACCUACACUUGCAGGUAGUAGGGCUGGGGCAAUCAUAGCUGCAUGUUGGGCAACCAUGGUAUCUAUAGGAGAGGAGGGAUACGUUGAUUCUACUAGGAAAAUAAUCCAGACCACGAGAUACAUCACCGAAAAGAUACGUAAGAUAAAUGGCUUAUAUGUCCUUGGAGAACCACAAGUUAGUGUGAUAGCCAUGGGAUCUCUGGACUUCAACAUCUUUAGAUUGUCUGAUGCGCUUGGUCGAGAGGGCUGGAACCUCAAUGCCUUGCAGUUCCCAGCUAGUGUCCAUAUAUGCUGUACUCUUCUGCACACCAAACCAGGUGUUGCUGACAAGUUUAUCGCAGACGUAACCAGGGUAACUGCAGAGAUCAUGAAAGACCCCAAAGCCAAAUGUGGAGGAAUGGGUGCCAUAUAUGGAAUGGCUCAGAGUAUUCCCGAUCGUAAACUUGUGGGUGAAAUAGCCCUUGGAUUCAUUGAUGCGUGCUACUCCACCAAGGGAGCUCCUGUUUCUAAUGGAACAAAUGGACACGCUGUUCAAUAACUUUUGGCAGCAGUAAAGCAACAUAAAUGCAAUGAUGUACAAUUUGUGAAACACAAUUUCGAUUUACUUCCUUUUAAAAUGGAGAAAUUGAAGUUAAAAACGAUUAUUAUGAACGAUGUACAUGUUCAUGUACAGUAUUGAAAAAAUCAGUGCGCACAAAUUCAACUUAGGGACUUUUGAUUCCUCAAAAUGAAAAGGAAUAAGUUAAAAUACCUGUAAAAAAGAAAAGAGUUGCCAUAUUUUACGAAGUCCUAGUCAUAGAAUAUACCAUAAAAUGCAGUUUAUUUUACCAUAAUUGGUACCAUGGGCCUACUUCAUUGAGAUAGUUAUUAUCAGAAAACAUUGAUUUAGAAAAUGCAAAACAAGGUAACAUCUCUAUCAAAGAAAAUACAUGUAGAAAAUGUUUACAAAAAAUCAAAAUUGUUCAAAUAGGAUUGUUUUUAGAUAGAAUAUGUACAUAAAUCUUGAGAGUGUGGAUUAAUUCAUAUGUACUCUGUAUACAUACAUGUAGUAAAUGUAGUAAGUACACGUUUUUUCAAUGGAAACUUCAAAAGUGUGAUUUUACUCAAUUUUACACCAGCAAACAUUUUAUUUUAUUUCAUUAUACAAUGUGUUUUAGUGGCUACAAUUUCACCUAGUCUGUAGAUUUCAUUAUAGAACAAAAAAGAUGUUUAAUAUGCUCGAAAAUAUUUUAGUCCAUGUAUGAUAAUGUUUAACAUAAAGUAUAUCCCUGUCAUUUUCUAAUAAAUUAAUAAUGAUAUAAAAAUUAC
Molecule: messenger RNA, 2488 nt
Organism: Owenia fusiformis
Lineage: Eukaryota; Metazoa; Annelida; Polychaeta; Sabellida; Oweniidae
Source: the annotation of a GenBank genome assembly